Molecule: messenger RNA, 3321 nt
Organism: Bubalus bubalis (water buffalo)
Lineage: Eukaryota; Metazoa; Chordata; Mammalia; Artiodactyla; Bovidae
Gene: ZBBX
Product: zinc finger B-box domain containing
Exons: 21
Coding region: 482-3001 (839 amino acids)
Biological process (GO): cilium movement
Cellular component (GO): motile cilium
Molecular function (GO): zinc ion binding
Source: RefSeq, a predicted model, not a curated record
UUCAGACAUUUGCUAGCUCUGUAAUUUUGUGUUGUUAUUCAAACUUUGUAGAAUAUAGCAGGGGCUCAGUAAGUGUUAGCCAACUGUUACCCACUCGGGCACAAAGCUUCCAGCACUCGCCCUUUCCCUUUUCUCUUUCUCUUCCGCUCUCUCCUUCUUCCUCCUAUUCUAAAGGGCUCCCUUGCUCCCUCUGCGGGCCGACGGCCACAGUACCAAGCCUUCUGGUUGCUAUGGGUACCGAGGUAACGCGGUAACCAAGGAGACCAAGGCGGAAGCUCUGGGCUGCUGGCUGCGGCUUGCUAGGGUGACGCCGACGUCUGGGGGCUCCAGGCCUGAAAGAUAUUCACAAGAGAACACCUUGGAUAACAGUGGCAUGUAUAAGAAUGGAUGGGAGAAAUAGACUAUCAAUAUAUAAAAGGACUUAAGUUUCUAAAAGAAGUUUUCACAAAUCACAAUAAUUUUUAAGUAAUACUAAGAAAUCAUGAACACCAAAGAUUUUGUGGUUCUUCCAUGGGGAAAACCUGGAAAUUCUGUAAAGCUAAAAUAUAAAAAUGCUCAAGAACUGAGAAUGGAGAAAGUACAACUAGAGUUGGAGAACCAAGAGAUGGAAAAAAAACUACAAGAGUUCCAAUCAACAAGGAACAAAGAAAAGGAAGAACGAGGGUCAAGUGGAUACCAUUGGAAAUCUGGACAAGUGGGCAAAUUGGGUAAUCAAUCAUACACAAUGUCACAAAAUAAAGGAAAUGUUAUUAAGUUUUCUGCUGGAAAAGUGAAAUUAAAAUUACUGAAGGAGCAGCUUCAAGGACCAGUGAAACAACCACUAAAUUAUAAAAUGGCAAAUUCUUCUGAAAGUGACAAACCCAAGAUAAAAGGGAAGGUUUGCGGGCAGUGUGAGAACAAAGCUGCUCUGUUAGUAUGCCUUGAAUGUGGAGAAGAUUAUUGUUCAGGAUGCUUUGCUAAAAUCCACCAGAAGGGGGCACUAAAACUUCAUAGAACAACUCUUUUGCAGGCAAAAUCCCAAUUAUUAUCCAAUGUAUUGGAUGCUGCCCAUCAGUUUAUAAAGGAAGUUAAUCCAGAUGAACCCAAAUGGGAGAAUUGUUCUACAAAAGAGAUUAGUAAAAGCCAGCAGAAAACCAAGUCUCCUGUUCUGCAGGGGAGCAGCUCUCAGGUAGAAGACCCAACAACAAAAAAAGAAGAAUGUGCGAAUCCAAGAGACAAGCCCUUGUGUGAAGUGCCUUUCAAUGAAGAAGCUUCUGCCCAAUCCUUUCAGAAAGUUUUAAGUCAGUGGAGAACUGGACAUCAUGAUGACAAUAAGACACAGAGCUUACAUGCAGCAAAAUCAGAUUCGUUGGAAGAAUGUGAAGUACAAACUAAUCUGAAAAUUUGGACAGAACCACUUACUAUUGAAUUUAAGGAAGAUAGUCUAUCCUACAUGGAAAAAUUAUGGCUUAAAAAACAUAGAAGAACUCCACUGGAGCAACUUCAAAACAUGCUACCAGACACCUUCAUACCUCAGUGUAAAACCACGAGUGAGGCACAAUGUUCUCAGAAUGAAAAUGAUGAAGAUAGUGAUGUUGAGGAUAUCAAGAUACAACCCCCAGCUCUUUUUCUGCCAAUAGAAGAAUUAAACAUAGAGAGACCUGAACCAUCUCUAAAAAUAGUCGAACUGGAUGAUAAGACCUAUGAAGUGGAAUUUGAAGAACCAGGAAAUGCCGUGCCUUAUAAAGUUGAGUUAGCAGAUGCAGACAGUUCACAAAGUCACACAUUUCGUGAUUAUCAGAAUGCUUUUCUGUAUGAAAAUGACAUCCAUCAACAUCAUGUAUUUACCAACAGAAAAUCUGACCUCUUCCACCUUCAUCUGAGUAACAACUCUUUUUUUUGUAAAGAUAACUCAAAAGCAGGAACUUCACACACAGAUUUUGAUAUCUUUGUGGAUCCUGACACAUACUCUCCUGCUAUUGAAAAAUUAGAGGAAAACAUUUUUUUUGAGAGAAAUUUGAAAGAGGAAAGCAUAGAUAUAGAAAGUAAUAAAAAGCAUGAAGAUUCCCACAUACCUCUUGAGAGCAAGGAUUCUUUGCCAAGUACAGAUUUAGAAAAACCCUGCAUUAAGGAGAAAUUAUCUGAAGAGGACAAGAAAUCCUUGGAAUUCAGCAACCUGCAUGAGAGGCCAAACUUUGAAGAUUCUAAAACUACAGAGUCACCACUGUUGUUACAAGAAAUAGCCCUCAGGAGUAAGCCCAUAACUGAACAAUAUCAAGGACUUGAAAGAUUCUUUGUUUUUGAUAAAAAUGAAAGACUCAACUUACUUCCUUCUCAUAGCUUAGAAUUCAGCUCCUCCAAUACUAGGAUUACAAUUGCAGGAGACAGAGAAUGGAUCCCAGAGCAUAGUGUAGGUGCAUAUGCUGAUAACACAGUUGCCUUAGGUGUUCUGAAGUUUGCCCAGAAACCGUCAGCAAGGAGAACACAGCAAAAGACUGGCCAGAUAUCACAGAGACCUUCAACAGCAAAUUUACCACUUUCCAACUCUGUGAAAAGACGUUCCAGCUGCUUUUCUUCUUCUCAUCCCCGGUCUAGAAGUGCAGUUGCUCAGUCAUUCUCUAAAGCUGCUUCUGAAAUUUCAGAAAUUGAAUAUAUUGACGAUACUGACUAUGAUGAGCCUUCCUUAGAUGACACUGAUGAUCAGCAGACCUUAGACAGUUUGGAAAAAGAAUUAAAUGAGCUGAGAAAUCUUGCAGAUCCUUCAGAAAAACUUUACAGCCUAACCUCAGAAGAGUUACCAGCCUUCAACAACCAUUUGCUGAAUAUAAGUCAGACUACCCUAGAUUUCCUUAAGACCUCAUGUGCGAGGGGUCUCUGUGGAUUUGAGGAACAAAGCUCUUCUGAAAAGGAUACUGGAAUCCAGUCUUUGCUGACAGUUUCUGAAAGCAGUACGGACGAGGAGGAAGAAGAUUUUCUUGACAAGCAACAUGUCAUUACACUCCCCUGGUCAAAGAGUACCUAGUGGUCAUUCAUUACUUUUUCCAUUUUGUACCCAGAGUAAAGCAAACCUGAUAAAAGUUAUCAAGUGAUUACCUGUCCGGGUGAUAGAGAUUUUUGAUUAUUGUCUCUGAUAUUUCAAGGUUUACAGACUAAUAAAAAUUAGUGAAAUUAUAAGUUUAAGGGCUUUUUCUUCCAAAUUGCAGAUUACAUUAGUAACAUUCAAUGAAAUUUUUAAAAUAAGUUGUAACUGUGUCUCUAAGAACUUAUCAGAAGGUAGUACUGUUGCAUGUAGGGGGACCCCUUCCAGGGACCGAAACUGGGCUCUUGUCUAACACUCGGAAA